GCCGUCUCUGGCAAGAACGGCAGACUUAACAAACACAGCCAGAAAAUGAGUUGUGCAAGAGUCCUCAAUGCCGUUGGGAGUUACCGCCAGUCUGCCAAAAUGCCGGUCGACCUCGCCGUGGGCCUCAGCCAGCAUCAACCUCUCUACCAGCGGCUGUCCAUUUCUUCCCUGAAGCCAGGACCGCGUCAGCAUCAGCUCACCGGCCGUCACUCUCUGCUCCACUCCUCCUCCUCCUCCCUCUACUCGUCCUCACCGCGGCCCUCCUCCCCCGCGCCCUCAGAGCCCCGGAGCUGCUUCCGCAGGGACGCCGGCGGCAGUCCGAGCAAGAAGCGCGUGGUCUUCGCCGACGCCAUAGGACUGGCUCUCACCGCGGUGCGGCUGUUCAUCGCCGAGCCCUCUGCCAUCGCCGCUACGCUGGGGAGGAGGCCCUCCUUUGCCCAGCUGCAGAGCCAACAGUGGACCUCAGACAAACUCCAGCGCAACCGGCUGAGCUUCCCCCGGCCGACGCUCGCCCUCCCAGCCUCCCUCGCACGCCAGCAGGACUCGUGCGUCCAGUUGGAGAGCUGCAACGUUUCGGGGCAAUCCUUGAGCGGCAAAGUGCGCGUCAACCAUGUCAGCGUUGACAAGACCGUGCACGUGAGGGCGACGUUUGACUCCUGGCGGAGCCACCAUGACAUUCCCUGCACGUUCCUGCAGCGGCAGCAGCUCGGGGGUUCCGAGGUGGACCUUUUCUCCUUUGAUGUGAGCUUGCCAAAGCACAAAGAGCCAACGGAGCGAGGGGAGUUCUUUGUGGAGUUCUGCGUGGCCUUCAGGCCGCGACCCGGCGCGACGCCACACUGGGACAACAACGGGGGUCAGAACUACAGGGUGUGCGUGGAUGCAGGCGGCUCCAACGGUCACCGAGGCAACGCCUUCCGUUGUCACCCCACGCUGUCACAGCACCGGCCACCGGCGUCCCCCACCGUGCAGAACGCUGCCGAUCCGCACCACCUUCAGGGGACGUUAUCGAGCCGAGUCAGAGGAGAGUGGAACACGUUGUAAGCCCUCUCGACAGAACCGUGAGAACAAUAAUGUGACUCUAUUUAUUUACACAUAUUUAAGAAAGAGUACGGGCUGAGCCUCCAGUGUCGGAUGCUCUGAAGCUCUACCCUGCCGAGAUGUCGUGUCAAUGUUGUGAUUAAAACCAUAUUUAUAAAGAA
Molecule: messenger RNA, 1199 nt
Organism: Pseudoliparis swirei
Lineage: Eukaryota; Metazoa; Chordata; Actinopteri; Perciformes; Liparidae
Gene: ppp1r3c2a
Product: protein phosphatase 1 regulatory subunit 3C2, duplicate a
Exons: 2
Coding region: 46-1041 (331 amino acids)
Biological process (GO): regulation of glycogen biosynthetic process
Cellular component (GO): protein phosphatase type 1 complex
Molecular function (GO): glycogen binding; protein phosphatase 1 binding
Source: RefSeq, a predicted model, not a curated record